AGAAACCCGGGUUGGGGCAGGAGGCGGCUAGAGCGGCAGCGGCGGCGGCGGCGGCGGCAUCCGGAGUAGCACUGAGAUCUUCCGGUGCCGGGAAUUGCGGUCAUGGAUCAUAUUACGGUACCCAAGGUAGAAAACGUGAAAUUGGUGGAUCGUUAUGUGAGUAAGAAACCAGCUAAUGGGAUUCUUUAUCUUACUGCAACCCACCUGAUCUAUGUGGAGGCUUCAGGUGCAGCCCGGAAAGAAACAUGGAUUGCACUCCAUCACAUUGCCACUGUGGAGAAGUUACCCAUCACUAGCCUGGGCUGUCCCCUGACCCUCCGCUGCAAGAAUUUCCGGGUGGCCCACUUUGUUUUAGACUCUGACCUUGUGUGCCAUGAGGUUUAUAUUUCACUGCUCAAGCUUUCUCAGCCAGCAUUACCUGAAGAUCUUUAUGCUUUUUCUUAUAAUCCCAAAUCCUCAAAAGAGAUGAGGGAAAGUGGAUGGAAACUGAUUGACCCAAUAUCAGACUUCGGGCGUAUGGGAAUACCCAACAGAAACUGGACCAUAACAGAUGCCAACAGAAACUAUGAGAUAUGCAGCACCUAUCCUCCUGAAAUAGUGGUUCCUAAAUCUGUUACCUUGGGAACGGUGGUUGGAAGUUCAAAGUUCAGAAGUAAAGAACGUGUCCCUGUGCUCUCCUACCUCUACAAAGAGAACAAUGCUGCCAUUUGCCGCUGUAGCCAGCCUCUCUCUGGAUUUUACACUCGCUGUGUAGAUGAUGAGCUCUUGCUGGAGGCCAUUAGCCAAACAAACCCAGGGAGCCAGUUUAUGUAUGUUGUAGACACAAGACCAAAGUUGAAUGCCAUGGCCAACCGAGCAGCUGGGAAGGGGUAUGAAAAUGAAGACAACUAUGCCAACAUACGCUUCAGAUUCAUGGGCAUUGAGAACAUCCAUGUAAUGCGGAGCAGUUUGCAGAAACUCUUGGAAGUUUGUGAAUUGAAAACUCCAACAAUGAGUGAAUUUCUUAGCGGCCUGGAGAGCUCAGGGUGGUUAAGACACAUUAAAGCUAUUAUGGAUGCUGGAAUUUUCAUUACAAAGGCAGUGAAGGUAGAAAAGGCCAGUGUCUUAGUCCAUUGUUCUGAUGGGUGGGACCGCACAGCACAAGUCUGCUCGGUGGCUAGCAUCCUCCUAGACCCAUUUUAUAGGACAUUCAAAGGACUCAUGAUCUUGAUAGAGAAGGAAUGGAUAUCCAUGGGCCACAAGUUUUCCCAAAGGUGUGGCCACCUCGAUGGGGACUCUAAAGAAGUGUCCCCUAUCUUCACCCAGUUCCUAGACUGUAUCUGGCAAUUAAUGGAACAGUUUCCCUGUGCCUUUGAGUUUAAUGAAAACUUCCUGCUGGAGAUUCAUGACCAUGUUUUCUCCUGCCAGUUUGGAAACUUCCUUGGUAACUGCCAGAAGGAUCGGGAAGAUCUAAGAGUCUAUGAGAAAACACAUUCUGUGUGGCCUUUCUUGGUUCAGAGGAAACCAGACUUCAGGAACCCUCUCUAUAAAGGCUUCACUAUGUAUGGGGUACUCAAUCCUAGUACUGUGCCCUACAACAUUCAGUUCUGGUGUGGGAUGUAUAACCGCUUUGACAAAGGGCUGCAGCCCAAGCAGAGUAUGCUAGAGAGCCUCCUGGAAAUUAAGAAACAGAGAGCAAUGCUGGAAACAGAUGUGCAUGAACUAGAAAAGAAACUAAAAGCCCAUGAUGAGCCACCAGAAGAGAUCUGUACCUGCUCUCAAUUAGGAAACAUAUUAUCCCAGCAUCUGGGAAGUCCUUUGACCAAUCCUCUUGGCUUUAUGGGUAUUGAUGGAGACCUGAAUACCUUGAUGGAGAAUGGCACCCUAUCCAGGGAAGGAGGCCUCCGAGCUCAGAUGGAUCAAGUAAAAAGCCAGUGUGCAGACCUCCACCAUAACUGCUGUGAGAUUGUGGGCAGCCUUAGGGCCAUAAAUAUCUCUGGGGAUGUGGGCAUCUCUGGAGGGACAGGCAUCUCUGAGGCCAUGGGCAUCUCUGGAGACAUGAGCACCUUUGAGGCUAUGGGCUUCUCCGAAGACUUAGGAAUCUAUGGGGCCAUGGACAUCUCUGAGGCCACUGGCAUCUCUGGAAACUUGGGUAUUUCUGAGGCCAGGGGUUUCUCUGGGGACAUGGGCAUCUUGGGGGACACAGGCGUCUCCAAGGCCAGCACCAAGGAGGCAGACUACUCCAAGCAUCAGUGAGGUAGUUACUCAUCUUCCAUGCUAGGUAUACCUACAGCAGCUACAAUGAUUCUUGUCCCAGAGAGGGCUAUGCUGCUUUUCCAAUUGGUUUAAGUGGGUGAAGCCAGGGCACCCCUCUCCCCACUUAAGUCUGGAAGGGAAUUACUUUACUGAUUAAGUGACCAAUAUGUUCAUAUUAAGCAGUACAGAGUGUAGGCAAGAGAAAGAAUAUGUUAUUGUUCUAAAAUGGGAUUUAACUAUAGAAAUGUUGCCUCUCAGCUGAGACACAUAUUAAGCUGGUUCUACUGUCUGUUUUCCUUAAUGAUCGACCUCCCCUAUUUUCUAUCCUCACUGCUGUAAUAUGAGAGUGAAGUGGAAAUAUUGUCACAAUGGUCAAUAAUGACCCUUUUGAGGGUAUGGAGAGAUGGUAUACAGCAGGUAACUGUGAAUUGCAGAAUAAAUUAAAAGAAAAUUUUA
Molecule: messenger RNA, 2691 nt
Organism: Nomascus leucogenys (northern white-cheeked gibbon)
Lineage: Eukaryota; Metazoa; Chordata; Mammalia; Primates; Hylobatidae
Gene: MTMR8
Product: myotubularin related protein 8
Biological process (GO): negative regulation of autophagy; dephosphorylation
Cellular component (GO): nuclear envelope
Molecular function (GO): phosphatidylinositol-3,5-bisphosphate phosphatase activity
Source: RefSeq, a predicted model, not a curated record